Octopus sinensis (East Asian common octopus) is the source of this 645-nucleotide messenger RNA. RefSeq names its product short-chain collagen C4-like. Bases 1 to 612 code for a protein of 203 amino acids. The record is from RefSeq and is a predicted model, not a curated record. The transcript is spliced from 3 exons. NCBI's taxonomy places the organism in Eukaryota, Metazoa, Mollusca, Cephalopoda, Octopoda, Octopodidae.
AUGAAUUGGGAUACCUCUACCACAAUGGCUGCGCAUGUUCAACCUGAUCACAAAAAAGAACAUACCCGGUGGGGCAGAACAACUUGUCCUCCUUAUUCAAAUCUUGUAUAUGACGGUGUGGUUGGUGGACAAUUCUUUGACCACACAGGUGGCGGUAGUAAUCUCUUGUGUUUACCUAACGAUCCCAUUUGGGCCAAUUAUACGACUGAAGUUGAAGAAGGUGGUUACAUUUAUGGCAGUGAAUAUGAAAUUGGCCACUACUCAAAUAAACUCUUUUCUUUUGCUAACGCUAAAACACUUCAUGAGCACAACGUUCCGUGCGCUGUCUGUUUGACACGACAACCUGCUGUUGUUAUGAUGUUACCAGCAAGGACACAGUGUUACGAUGGUUGGACAGCUGAGUAUUCAGGGUAUUUGAUGACCGAGCGUCAUAGUCAUAAAGGCAGACAUGAAUAUGUGUGUGUGGAUUAUGCACCAGAAGCUGAUCCAGCGGGUUACCGAAACGAAAAUGGAGCUUUAUUAUAUUUCGUUCAGGCUUCUUGUGGUUCAUUGCCAUGUCCACCGUAUGUCAAUGGUCAAGAAUUAACCUGCGUUGUGUGCAGUAAAUAUUGAAUAGAAAUUAAAUUCGGUUCCAUAUGAAAAUAU